AUGGCAUCAUGUGAAGGAGACUUCUCAUGGGACAAUUUCAACGAAGAUUAUGUCGUGAGGAGUAAGUACGGCCGUCAUAAGGACGAGGCUGGUCGUUGGGUAUCGAAUAAUCCUGAAACUUCAGUCAAUGCACAAAAAUUCGGUGAAGACAGAAGCCCUUAUAUAGUGGAAGCAACGAAAAAAUUUGGAAAAAAUAGGCGUCCAGAAGCUGGCUACUACUUGGAUUAUUUGCUCAAUGAGAGCAUUAUAAUGGAUGGACCUGGCGAGAACGUUACCGUUAUUAAAUCGUUUGAAGAAAUGAACUUAAAUUCAACACUUAUGCAAAAUAUUCGGGGGAAGAAUUAUUCCGAACCAUUACCAAUACAGAGAGCGACAUUUUCCUUAAUUCAAGCUGGUUUCGACGUAAUUGGACAUGCAGUAACAGGUGGUGGAAAAACAGCGGCAUUUUUAAUACCAGUAAUAAAUUAUAUUUCAACUCAAAAAAGUGAAGCUAAGUCUGGAAGGAAUGUGUAUCCUUAUUGCAUAGUCGUUUCGCCAACUAAGGAACUUGCUGAACAAUUAUAUGAAGACGCGCUAGUAUUAUCUGCUGAUUUGAAUUGCACGGCUGUGUUGAGCUUCGGUGAGAUACCUCGUCAAUACAACAUUGUCUGUAUAAAAGAUGGAUGUGAUAUAUUUAUUUGCACUGUUGGGCGACUUUGUGACUACCUUCAGAAUAAAGUUUUGGAAUUGCGUCAUUUACAUUUUUUGGUUUUUGAUGAAGCAGACAGACUGUUACAAAUGGAGGGGUUUUAUCAUGAUUUAGUCGAAAAUCUUAUACCAAAGUGUCGUGAGAUUCGAAAUCUCCGAAAACUGUUAUUCAGUGCAACGGACUAUAACGAUCUUGCUAAACUGAAAGAAGAAUUUUCAAUGCCAAAUGCCACAAAAGUUGUUGUUGGUGCUCUGAACAGUGUAAAUCCCUUUAUUGAACAGCGAGUUUUAAAUGUUGAAGUUCAUGAAAGGCGAGAAGCACUGUUGGAUUUGAUACAGGACAUCUAUUUAAAUAAUGAUGAUAAAUCAUUGCCAAAAACAAUCAUUUUUGUUAACACAAAACGUUUUGCAACAGUUAUUGCAUGCUAUCUGUCGCUGAAAGGAUAUAAAGCUUAUCCAAUUCAUGGAAAUCUUACUGCAAAAUUACGAAGGGAGGCAAUCGAGGCUUUGCAGAGUGGUGAUUGCCACAUACUGGUAUCUACUGAUUUGGCAGCGCGAGGUUUGGAUAUCAAAGGCAUAUCACACAUAAUAAAUUACGAAAUACCCAGGCCUGAAAGCUUUCUGUCAUAUGUUCAUCGCGUUGGACGUACGGGACGUGCUGGAAAUUUUGGCCGUUCAACUACAUUUUUUGCUCCAUCUGUGGACCAUAGCAUGGCUCCAUUUCUCUACGGGUGGCUUGAAAAGAAUAAACAAGAAAUACCUGCUUUCCUGCUUGAAGAAGCCGAGCGGCAAAUAGAAACCGAAAAUUUGCAGAGGAAAACAAGGGAAGAAUAUGAGCGAGCACUGAAUAAAAUCUACGUGGAAAGCAGCGAUGGGGAAAUUGAUCAUUGA
Molecule: messenger RNA, 1578 nt
Organism: Cercopithifilaria johnstoni
Lineage: Eukaryota; Metazoa; Nematoda; Chromadorea; Rhabditida; Onchocercidae
Source: the annotation of a GenBank genome assembly